Messenger RNA from Protopolystoma xenopodis, 207 nucleotides. The record is from the annotation of a GenBank genome assembly. NCBI's taxonomy places the organism in Eukaryota, Metazoa, Platyhelminthes, Monogenea, Polystomatidea, Polystomatidae.
UCUUACAAUCCUCGAGCUCUUUGUCCACGGACCGGAGAUGCUGACUGCUAUGUCACCUUCGAGCCCUACCUGGACGCUAUCAUCAAGGACUACCAUGGCGUCAAGCAAAACGACUUCAAGCAUCCGGCACCCACUUUCGGUGACCUCGAUAAGCUGCCAUUUGGCGAUCUGGAUCCCUCUGGUAAGUCUCCAACACAAGUAAUUUGA